AUGCUGGGCAGUGCAGCUCUGCUGCCAUUGAUCCUAUGGAUAACGACGGUUCAUGCCUUCUUCCCUUGGUUCCCGCCAUCCGUCUGUGCCGACGACAAUGAGCUUUGCAAAGCCCAGCUCUCGUCGACUGUCGUCAAAGACGCCACCGCAAACGAUGCCCGCCGGUCUCUGCCGGCCAAGGCGGCUGACAGCCUGACCUUCAAGAUUGGCCGGAGGGCAGCAGCACACCGCCGGAUCGAGAGACACGAGCCACUCAAGGCAAGAGUGGAGCGUGUGGCCCACCGCCUCGCCCGCAAGUACGCCCCUGCCGCGGAGCAGGCCCUCGAGGCACGCACACCAGCAACAGCAACAGCAACAACAACAACGGCAUCCGACGACAAUGCGGACUUUGCUGCCGUGAAGCGAGCCAACAACUUUGAUGUCGUCACCGCCACCGCCCCGUCCGCCUCCAACGCCGUGGGCAUCGACCAAGACGGCACCGAUUUUUCGUACUUCAUCAAGGCCGAGUUCGGGUCCGCCCAGACGCCCCUGUGGAUGCUGCUCGACACAGGCGCCGGCACGACGUGGGUUAUGGGCUCCGACUGCAAGACCCCGGCCUGCGCUUUGCACAACGAAUUCGGCGCCGCCGACUCCAAGACGCUGCAGACGUCGAGCAAGACCUUUUCCAUCGCCUACGGCUCCGGUACCGUGGCCGGCAACCUGGCCAGCGACACUGUCACCAUCACGCCUGCUCUUAGUCUGACCAUGUCCUUUGGCAUCGCCAACACGACCUCGGGCGACUUUACGCACUUCCCGUUUGACGGCAUCCUGGGCCUGAGUUUGAGCGAGGGCGCUACCGACAACUUUUGGAAGACGGUCCUGGCCGCCAAGACGCUGACGGCCAACGUUUUCGGUGUCGCCCUGUGGCGGGAGGUCGACGGCGGUACCAACAACGGUGAGAUUAUCUUUGGCGCCACCAACCCAGACAAGUACACGGGCAGCCUCUCCUAUACGCCCGUGUCCUCGUCUGGCGGCGGUGACUGGGCCAUUCCCAUGGACGAUGUGGGCUACAACGGCGGCAAGGCCGGCAUCACGGGCCGCCUCGCGUACAUUGACACAGGCACCACCUACGUGUUCGGCCCCGCCGACGACGUGGCCGCCCUGCACAAGCAGAUCCCGGGUGCCAGCAGCUCCGACGGCGGCGUCACCUACACGGUGCCGUGCACCUCCAACCAGCCCCUGACCGUCUACUUUUCCGGUGUGGCCUACAGCAUCUCCAGCAAGGACUGGAUGGCGGCUGCCUCCGACAGCAGCGGCCGCUGCACGAGCAACAUUUACGGUCAUGCCGUCGUCGCCAAUGCCUGGCUGCUGGGCGACCUCUUUAUCAAGAACGUCUACGCCGUCUUCGAUAUUGACCAGAGCCGAAUCGGCUUUGCCACCCAGGCCAUCAACGCCCCCGCCUCCAUGGUGGCCUCGUCGGGCAGCACCGCCUCCCAGACCGCGCCAUCCCCCAGCGGCAGCGGCAGCGGCAGCAGCAGCGGCAACACCUCGGGCGGCUCGUCGUCUGGUGGUGGCAGUGCGUCGGGCGUCGCCUCGAGCGCGCCGGCCACCACUACGUCGCCGUCCGGCGGCGGCAGUGGGAACAGCGCAUCGCUGCCGGGCCUGAGUGGUCACGAGACCGCCGGCACAGCGGUGGCCGAGUCGUCCGGUGCGCCUGCACCCAAGUCGACGGCUGUGACGUCGCCCGCGGAUCAGCUCGAGAGCGGCGGCGUCUACGUCUCGGUCGUCUGCAUUGUGGCCGCCAUUGCCAUGGCCGUGUAA
Sporothrix schenckii 1099-18 is the source of this 1800-nucleotide messenger RNA. RefSeq names its product aspartic-type endopeptidase ctsD. The record is from RefSeq and is a predicted model, not a curated record. Gene Ontology annotation, molecular function: aspartic-type endopeptidase activity. Gene Ontology annotation, biological process: proteolysis. The transcript is spliced from 2 exons. NCBI's taxonomy places the organism in Eukaryota, Fungi, Ascomycota, Sordariomycetes, Ophiostomatales, Ophiostomataceae. The coding region runs from base 1 to 1800 and encodes 599 amino acids.